GGAGACACUGUGGAAAGCAAUUAAACCGACACUUUAGAAGAAAAAUCUGUUUGCAGGUACGUGAUUUGCGGGCUGAGAUUAGCUACGACGUCAAGAUUAUAAAUGAAGUUUGAGUAAUCCUUCAAACCGCGAGAUAUUUUCCUCUCUUCUGCCUUUUGGCGAAAUAAGUGUGGUAUCAUGGCAUUGUUUGACACGUUCAGUCAUGAAUAGGUAUAAUCUUAUCGCACAAGUUAUUACCAACACCCAUUGAGUCAGGUACGGCUAGGAUAAGUACAUGUGCUUAAAAUGACAGUUAUUAAGCAGUAGUAAUUGAAAUGCUGGCAUGACGACGUUGUUAACAGUCAUAGCCAGCAAUUUUUUUUAAAUUCUCUCUCUCUCUCUUUAGAACUUGAGGGGUAGCAAAAGUUCUUGUGGCUGACAAACUGAUUUACAAAUUUUUUUAAGGUAAGUGGAUAGAAGUAAACUUUAACUAUAGUUGCAGCAAGCGGCGCAUGGUGAUUAUCUUCGCUGCUUUGUUCUUUGCUCGGGUUCAGAUACCUGCGAGAGGAGAGCACACUGAGAAUUCAGGCGUUUUUAAAAUACAAUUAUAGUCCGGGAGCCACAUGUACGACUUGUACAGGUUAUCAGCAUUAUAUAAAAAGCCAAUGUAUUUAAAUCCUUCUCGGUGAAAUUUUUCACUCUUAGAGCAACCUUGGCCUAUGAAACGUGUUUAAAAGAGGAAGAAGAAAGAAGGAAAAAAGCUUUGUUGUAACCACCGUCAGGGAAAUACUUGUGACAAGUGAUUUAGAACCCCUUCCUUCAUUUUCGUCACAAGCUGACUUCUACAAAACGGCAUAUUUGAUCAGGAGAAACAACAUCGAUCUCAUGUCACGGCACUAUGCUAGUAAUAUGCUCCCAACAAUCGUGGAUAUCUAUAUGAAGUUUUCAUCAACGACUUCUUGCAUAUCACUAUGAUACCCAUUCUCCUUAGAACACUGCAAAUCUUUAAGAUGACUUUAACAAUGAAAAAGAUACUUCACGACUUUACAAGGACAUACCAACCCUCCCCCCCGUCCCCCAUCCCCUGAAACCACAUUCUCAUAUUGCCUUUACUUAAGGAAUAAGUCUUGUAAUCAAGGGGCCCGUUUACCAAAGGUCACGUUCCGUUACCAAUGUUUUAUAAUUAAGUCAAACCUUAUAAAGAGCGGUCGCGCGGGCUUGUCCACAAUCGAACUUAUGUCGUUAUAAAGUGGAACCCCGCCUUACGACCACCCCGUUUAUAAGACCACCUCGUUAUUACGGCCAUAUUCUUUCAAACCGAAAGUAAAAAACAUUGAGUCAUUUUAUUAUUUUGAAGACCCCGUUAAUGCGACCACCUCCUUAUUACGACCAGGAUUUUAUGGCCCAACGGUGGUCGUAUUAUUAUUGAUUUUCUUAAUUUAAACAUUGCGGCCCCAAUAUGGUCGUCUUCCAGAAAAGCCGUACAUAGGACACGAGUACGGACUUAUCGGUCUGAAUUCAGUUCAACACGAGAAAGUGGUCUGCUAAGUACAUCCAUUUAUUAUCUUUCAAGAAUCUCGUUUUUCUAUUAUCACCCUUUAGAAACGUGAGUGUUGGUGGGAUGAAGAUGCUAAUUAAAAAGUAGUUUUAAAUCAUGGCAUUAUUUAGAUGCCAGAACGGAUUAAGGCACUCUAUUAAGCUAUGAAAAGAAGAGGUUCCCCGACUGUGCUAGCAGGUCAUGUUUUUAACCUACAGGAAGGGAGGUGAAUACAUAGAAUUCAUGUUACAUAUACAUCUUGCUGUGAAAAUUCGUAUUUCUAAAAGUACAAUAAAAUAUGAUAAAACUGCGAAAAAAAAUAUAAAAGAACUCCCUUGUACACGAAGGAGAGUAAAAUAUUUUGCAACAAGGAAGGAGCCAAAUCAUCGCAUGAGGCGUGAAUAUUGAAAUAACUGAGUAAAUUAUGUCUGUGAUUAAUAUCAUUAAACGUAUGGCUGUUGUUAAAAAUGCAAAUUUAUUUGCCUGUGGAGAUGUUUAUUUGUUUCACAUUUUGAACAAAUCACGGAAGACGUCUUCCCAAAAUAACAGCAAUAUCGAGAGCUUUACAAAGCACUUGUUAGGUUCUUGACGAUGUGGUAAAUCUGAUUACGGAAUGCUUUCAUUCCGUCUUAUUAAAAAUUGAUGGAAUAGCAAUUAUAUUUAAAAAUAGGGCGAAACUACUCACUAUUAAAAAAAAAUGGAACAUUUGGUGAGAAUUAAAAUUUCUCGGUGAUCUUCUCAGGUUUUACGGUUAGUGUCUAGUUCAGUUUACCGCAGAAUAUGUCAGCGAGUAAUCUUGGCCACUUUGCGUGCAGUUCACAAAACAAAUUAACAGUCUAUCAACUGUGAUAUACCUGUACGGCUCCUUUGGCUUAAAGUUGCGGUUGACCAAGCAACUAUAGGACACGGAAGUUGUCGUACUGAUAACGACGGUUAAAUUGAGAGCGAGAUACUCAUUCGUGCAAUGUGACAGAGAGAAACGGGAAAAACAAAGUCAAACAACCUUUCCUGAGCCAGGUUAUUUCACAUGAAAAAAGAAACACCUAAAAUCCUUGAAACACCACAAGGUAAAGUACUUAUUGUACAAAUUAGUAUUAGAAUCACAAAUUAUAAUAGGAGUUCUCUGAACGCGUGAGAAAUUAUAAUUGACGAUAUAUCACUGAUUGUAUCAGACGUCUAACAUAAGCAAUUUAGCACUUACGCUACCGCUUAAGAAAGAGUUUUAGCGACCAAGAGGACCAUAAGUGGCAUAUUAAGGGACAAAAUUGUAUUUCUUCCUUUGCUAAGCUGUUUUAUGUAUUUAGGUAUUUAUUUAUGUUUAUUUAUUUUAAUUAUUUAUUUAUUCACUUGUUUAUUUUUGAAAAAUAUGCUGUGAGGCAAACUAAAGAGACGGCGAAAUUGACAUAACAAACUGCCGCAAAGGAAGGAAGAUAACUGAAAAAUGAGAAAUUAAAGAACACGAAAGAAAACAUACUCAGAAACAAGCCGCAACAACAAAACAACUGAAGAAGUUAAAUAUCCACUCGGUAAACGAAACACUGGGUGUCAAAUUUUCCAUGUAAAUAAAGAUAAAACCGGAGGCUUGUUACCCCAUUCUGUGAAACAUCUACAAAAAAGGGUAAAGGACUCAGUGAUUUUAGCGUAGAAUACUAGCAUUCUCUCAGGAUUGUCGCGUGGGCAAGAAUUUAACGUGCGCGUGUGCCUCGCUCGCUCCCUCGCACGUUACAUGCUCCCCUGCGCUACAAUCCUGAUGGCCUGCAGAUAGUGUAAUUUUAGUGCGUUUGUCUACGAAGCUCUGACAAGAGGACUCAGACACCCAAGUGAAUUGUUUGGGUUAUCCAAAGAAAUCACUCUUGCUUAAUUAUGAACCUUUGGACGGGGUUCACAGCCAUUUAGCUACCAAUCAUCCCGACACACGUACACACGAUCUUAAGCACGUGAUGUUCAUUACGGACAAAAUUCACUUCGACAAACAAAGCAGCAAGGCUCAGGAUAGUUAAUAGAAAAAUGAACUUUGGAAUGAAAGAACACCGCCAGUGUGGCAUCCUUAGUCCACGGAAACCUAACGACCUUUUUUCUGUGAAAUAACUGUUUGAAGAAGGAAAUAUUAUCUGCUAGAGAAAUUCUGAAGUUUUCUAAAGAAAGGCUAAAAAUUCUGGAUAACCGUUUCAUUUUUUUAAGAUCAUUCGGAGUUUUUCUCGUUCUAACUUAACUACAAUUUUCGGAAGUUGUGUUUUUCACAUUUUACUACCAAGAUAUUGCGAUAGAUGUUAAAAAAGGUCGCUUGAAAAUUUCGGAAUAAAGACAGAAUGUCCCCUAGAAUAGUACGGCUAUUCCAUGUCCUUGAACUUUCGACCGGUCCCAUCAGGGCAGCUGAAAGUUUCAGAUGAGACGAAGAACGGCCACCUAAAAUUUUCGAGACGUCCAAAGUUCCUCUAUAAGACAUCCGAAGCGAUAAAUAGGUUGAAAGGCAGCUCCAGAUUAACCAAAGCCGAGAGAAAAUCAUGUGAGACAUUUCUGACGUGAUUGGAAACAGUUGGUCGUUGGGUUCCGCUAUCAUAGUGCAUCGCGAUAACUUUUUAUUACUCAGAUUGCCGAGUCUUUAAUGACUAGACCCCUGUAAAAUUUCAUACACAGUCCAUAGUCGAUAGUAGACAGUCCUCAACCUGAAUUCUGUAUCUGAAUGGACGGAGAAAAUCAGAAGCCCGAACAUUAAAGAUUUAAUUUCGUUUUACAUUCUCAAAUCCUCGCUGCACAUUUCGUCAUCAGCUGGUAACAAUAAUGAAAUAGCAAUAGUAACCAUCUAACGACUCAACAAACCAUUUUUUACAAAUUUUUUGGAUAGUGCUUCAAACCCAAAAAAACGAGAAACAAUCAAUUUAAUUGUAGGGUCUUAAAUCACGUGACAUCAGCUGUUCCAUCGUCAUCACUAAGGUUAGUACCGUACGUACGCUUGUCCGUGACUUGUGAUAUAUCUUUCACUGUUGCACAUGAGCAAUUUUAAUUGAAAAUUAAAACCGUCUACAGUUCAAACUUCAACCAUUUUGAAUUUGGUAAGUCAUCGCUCUCCAUGGAAUACGUUUAAAUCCAUUCUGCCGUAAAAUCACAUGCAAUAAUGGCCUGAGUUGUUAUUUCAGUGUUCUUCGGGUAAAAAUAAUCAACAUCAUGGGAUUAUGUUAAUUUAAUAUGUUUUCUAGGAAACUGUAAUGUCAAUGAGGGAUAUCAAGGUAGACAAUUGGAUAUUGAACCUGAUUAAGGGAGGGAUAUUUUUUACCCUGUAGAAUAUUGAUGACUUUUUUAAAAAUGCAUAUUCUGAACUGAGACUCCUAGACGACAUUUUUCAAAGGAAUUACUUUAACAGAGCAUUUGCUUCGUACCGAAAUCGUGUCACGUCACUGAAUUUCGCCUUCGUGCGGAGUAGUUAAGGGUUUUGGCACACACGCAAUCUAUAGCUGGGUAAAUAAUCUAUGCUAUAAAUGGCUUGGGAUGUCAACUUGUGAUAUGCAUCGUGAUAUUUUUACGGAAACUCAACAUGCUUUGAUACAUUUUAUCACUCAUCUGCCGUAUGCAAUAUAAGUUAUACAGCGUACCAAAGAAUGAUGUGAUUGGUGAUAGCUAAUCACUAGGUCUGCCGUUAUUAAAUCUUUCUGAUCAUGACUUCUUUGAACUUACCCGAUUUUCCGACUCCUGAUUCCCCAAAAACGAUCACUUUAAAGGGCUUGUUAUGGUGGUCUUUCAUUUUUUUCUCUUGAUUACGCAGUCUUUUAACCAGAAUAGACUUGCAGCUGUUCACAAAACUUGCCAAACAACGGUUUGGCUUUCAACCAAGCUUUACGUUGUUAUUGGGCUCUGGCUUUAGUCCGUUUAAUUCUUGAUCUUGUGAAAUAACUCAAUCCAGGUAAGAGCACUCAAAAGUCAGCUUUGGAGCUGAUAUAAUUACACCUCCCAGCUGUCCAACGCUUGUAGUGAUAGGCUGCGGUUCUCGCAAUGCUCAGUAGCUAGACGUUGAGCUGUCGCGUGAUCAGUAGAAAUAAAUAGGAGUGUGAACAUUCCGUCAAUACGUGACUGGGGUCACCAUCUGAUCGUGUUGUCAUUAGAAACUGUGUCACUGACCUCUUUAGUCCUAGCGUGACUGAAAGAUGAACAGAGAUUGGUAUACUGAGCCACACGAGAGGAUAAAAACUACGCUCUAGGCUUACGGUGACACCCGGACAUACUAGAGUUCUCCAAGACAAGAAGUAAUCGCUCAGAGAUGGACUCUUGUCGCUUGGCUGUUUUUGCCAACUGACUGGCUGUAGUCAGAACGACCGAGAAAGCUGUUUCUUUUUUUCUCGCUGUUGUUGUUUAGUGUUUUUUUCCUGUUUUUCGGCGUCAGAUUCCCCGCCGCCAAAAUUUCCCCGAACUCGCACAAGUGAACCCUAGGUAUACUGAGCCACGAGUAGAUAAAAACUGUGUUCUUGGCUUAUCGUAAUACCAUACACGCACUAGAGUUCUCCAAGACAAGACGUAAUCGUUCAAAACAGUAUGGGCUCUUGUCGCUUAGUUAAUUUUGUCAACUGACUGGCUGUAGUCAGAACGACCAUGAAAACUGUUGCAUAACAAGUGACCUAACGGAGAGUGGCCCUGGAGAAGACUACUGUUGUUACAGUCGAAUCCCGCUUUACGGACACCCCGUUAUUGCGGACAAUUUUCGGAUCAUUUUACGUUUCUGGGAAACUGCACACCUACCCCUCCCCUAAACUUACUUAGGGCAAAAUGUUGGCUUAGGGGAGGGGUAGGUGGGCAGUUUCACAGAAACGUAAAAUGAUCCCAGUUUUCCUGGUACCUGGGGAAAGUAAGCCCUCACAUUUUCUCUAAGUUCAACCCGCUCAAUGCGGACACCCCGUUAAUACGGACACUUUCUUUGGCCCGUCCUCAGGGUCCUUAUUAACUGGCUUUGACUGUGUAUUUAUUAAACCGCUGCUAUAAUGCUUAUAGCCUCGCAUUCAGUUUUGCCAGUGUAUGAAGAAGCAGCUCCAUCAGAAAAGCAGGUCUACACCGACAGGCUCUGCCUGCCGAAGUAGAGAAUGGUCUUUGUUUAACUUCAUUUCAAAACCGGUGCCAUAAUCGGGCUUAAACCUGUCUAUAAAAGACGGCAAACUUAAAUAAAAAUAAACAAACAAACAACAACAGCAUUCGUUUCUACGUCAUUCGUAAACAAUACCAAAAUAUACUCCGUCAAGAAAGACGCACUGACCUUAUGAAAAAACAAACAACCAAACAAAACAGCUUGUGGCCGAAGAUACGUUGUACUAUCUACAUUUAGCCUAGCCUGUUCCAAGCUCCAAGUCUUGAUAAUAUUUUCGUCUUGCUUUGCAGCGUGAUAGACAAGCUGAACUAAAAAGGAAAUUAAGGUUAAACAAAUAAAACUGAUCUUGUGUCUUUUGAAAUGUUCUGGGGUUUACGUUUCUCAAUUUUUUGUCGCGGUUUAGCAGAAGAUAUUUAUUAUAAUAGGCCACGGUACUCACAGGCUAGUCUGAUCGUGAUCUCAGUGUUUUAAGCAGUCAGUCAAAACACCUGUUCUGCGUUUAUUGCAUCAAAUUAGCAAUUAUACUAUUGAAAUCCUCAAUGCUUAAUCCGUAGAAAUGAAGCUUCACGAAAUUUCACGGAUAGUGCAACUUUCACUGUAGUAUGCCUGAAAAUGAAAAGUUGACCAUCUGUCUCGGCGUGGCAAAAUUACGUACCAAAUGUUUCUGCAGUUGUACUGUAAGUUAGUCUGACUGAAUCUUAAAAAUUUUUGUUGGUCCGCAGAAUUUAAACCAGCCGUCUCACAAGAAGCAACGACCGACGGCGCAAAUUGACUAUAAAGUCCAAAACCAGCUAAGGAACAGAAGCAAGUAGUCAAGUUAUUUACGGUAGGUCGGUCAAUCUGCUAGUACUAGAUGACAGCUUAGUUUCAUCCGUGAAUGAAAAUCUUAAUUUACUUUUUACUUUUCGUUGCGACGGCUAUUUUAUGCUCUGCAAGCAAAAGACUGAAUCAUCCAAUGUUUAGCACUAAUACUUAGCACCAUUUUAGUUACGCUUCCGAAAAACACGUUCAAAAGAAAGCGCUAUGUUCAUGUUGUACGUGUCCACUUCAUGGUAGUGUCUUUGGGGCCUGGCCUUUGAGGCUGGACUGAGAAGAAAAAUGUGUCCUUUUGUAUGUUCUUUUUUAUGCAAAAAGGGCAAAGAUAAAAGAAUGAAAUAGCACCAAAUUUUCUCUCUCAAACAAUUCUUAUAAGCGUUAAAAUAUACCUGCAAAGGACAGUAGUCACAAUAGCCACAGAGAUGGAAACUUCUCUGUAGAGUCAGAAGGAGCUGAGUGAGCGCCGUUAUAGAUCAGUUACACUAACAAUGGGUAUCUCCGACACAAAUGACAAGUGACAAGCCUGUUAUAUAUAUUAUAUAUAGGUCUACAUAUUUCGAUGUAAGCUUCAUCGCUCAUCAGCUAACAAGCACUGUAAUAGCGCAUUUCUUAUUUUAAUUAAUUUAUCAGAACAUGUCGAAACGGGAGUGAGUCAGACAAAUACUCACAUCAAUUUUUUCGUCAUUGUUUCUUCUCUGUUCUGUUUCCGAUGCAGAAUACCUUGAUGACCCCCGAAUGAUAGAUUGCUAGUCUUAAAUUAUAUCUGCAUCGAUCUAAGCUAAGGUUCGUUGCGGAUGCUUCGAGAGAGAAUGUACGUGUUCAUUCAUUGCAUUCUGUUACACUUAUGAACGACCAGUUUUCAGAUCAGUAUUCCAUGCAGAAUUCAUAGUGGACUGGUUUUCUGCCGCUCAGAAACAUCAGUAACCGAAAGCAAAACAAGCUGAAUUACAAAAAAGUGUACAGUUAUUUCAGACCUUCUAGCGCUAUUAGCCACCAGAGCUAUUAGCGUGCUUUAAUUAUCGAUUCGAUAAUUUUUUUUCUUUCUUGGCAAUCGAUAUCGAAAAGCAAACCUCUUGGACUCUAGGACAUGUCUAAAAGUUUGAUUGUAAAUAAUUAUGCUACUCCUUUAGGGCUGCACGUUGUUUUUGCGAUACUCAGUCACAAGUGAAUCACAAGAAAUUACAAUGGAUUGAUACAUUUAAAAAAUGACCUCACGCACGAACAAGCCAAACACAUGUCGCUGAUUAGAAAUAAAUGAUGUUUGUUAAAUUUUACCAAUAUAUUUCCACUUAGUCCUUGCCUUUAAUCGCUAUGAUCACUAAUAACUGUUUAGGUUUAAAAAACAUCUCUUAGCAUAAUUUGAGUGACUGUUAAUGUUGUUUAUAGUAGUUCCCGGCUAAAAGACCGUUCUCAGCUUACGCUAAAUGAGGGAGAGAUUUUGUCUGAGAAAAGUUUGGUUUUAACAAAAGAGUACGAAAGGACCAUACUUUCUUGGUUUCAGCAGUUUUUCAAAUCAAGAGGGAGUGCAGAAACUAGAUAUAAGAAGAUUCUUUCCGGACUCUUGCACGUCUUCCCGUACAACCUAUGCUAAUCUAGUAUUUGCAUUUAAAAACUAGACCAUUGUUGCUGCAUGAUGAGCACUGGCGGGUGGGGGGGUUUUGGGGGCGUUUGCCUAGCAUGAUAGAAGCAAAAAUGUUUUGUUAUUCUUUAUCAGAACCAUAAGAUGCCACUCGUCUCGUCAAAUGGAAAAUGUGAUCUUAAAAUGAUCUCAACUAUUGUUACAGACAACUGCGAUUUUUUUUAAGGUCAUAUCAUAAAAGAAAUGAACUAAACGAAAUGGUCACUAAUGAUCGAACUGUAUUAAUCAACAAUUAAAUCUAUUUUUAAAUAUAAUGAUGGUUCAAUUUACUGAAUAUCACUUUUUUUCAAAGAAAGGAUGUCAAAUCCAUUCUUUUUGCGCUUUAAGAAAUUAAAGUGCAAAACGUCCGUAAAAAUUGAAAUUUCACAUUUAAGUCUAUACUAAAUUAAAGUUUAACUCGGCCACUGAUACCACGGUUUCAAGGUUGUAUUUGCCUAGCCCGUUCGAGGCCGUUGAAAAAUGAAUUUGCUCUCUUAGGAAUAUAUUUGUUUCGACGCCACAGCAAAAUAGUAAUAUUUACCGACCAGCUUCUGGUUUGCAUGGUUAGGAGAGCCCCCGUGCACUCACACUUUCUCAACUAGUUCCAGAAGAAUUUGAAUUUGCCAGUCUGGCCGUUUGGAACCAGUUGGGAAGAGCAAGGACGUAUUGUUUCUUCAAGUAUUCUUCAAGACUUUUCAUUGAUUUCGCCACUAAAUAUCCCGUCACAGGUGCGACUGCAUUUGCCGCACCAAUUUAACCAUAAUUAAACGGAUUAAUUUGCUGUCUGAUGAUAAGUGUGGUAACACUCAAACAACGUUAAUUUGCUCUCUUAAUUAUAUGAGUUUGUUUAAUUCGAAAAUGUCAGGACUAUCCCGCGUACCUCAAUAUUAGAAUGAGAAACCACCUAAUUUAUAUUAAGUACAUGUCGUCAGGCUUAAAAAAAAAAUGGGUCUAUGUUAAACAAUAUUCGAAAUAAUUUACAGUUCAUGUGUAAAGCCGAAAAUACGACAGUGAGAAAGGGAAAAGAAAAAAAACGGUUGCAUCUUUAUUUUGCCAGUUCUACUCAGUUGUGAAGUGGCAGCAGUGAGGACCCCAUAAAAGCUCUUUAAGAUGAUGAAUAAUUUAAUAUAUUUGACAAUGCUCUAAGAUAGACCAGUUUACCUCCACGAGAAGACAAGGGGGUCAGUUAUUACCUCCUCCAAAACUGAUAUGGUUAAUAAUGGCUUAUUUCUGCCCAACUGGAGUGAUGGUAUUGUUCUUGUCGGGAAAGUUAAUAUCAACCUCGACCUUGCGGUACCUCAUUUUGUAUUGUAAAGUGUAUUGCCUGGUUCAUCUGAAACUACGCAUUGAAUUGAGAGACUACUGAAUACAUUUUCAAAGCGUCUAGCGUGGUUACUCAAAAACGUUGUGUUGUAUACAUUUCUAACUUACUUUCUUAACUUCUUAUAGUUGAUGGAUUAUUAUAGGUAACCCCUUUCUGACUUACGGUGGCUGACUGAUAUAGCACCGGUGACUGACGGGGGAAGAAGUGCUUAAAAUGCAAUCUAACUGGGUGUAUUCUCUUUGUUGUUACCCCCAUAUUUUGAUGCAAUUUGCAUCGGGUUUUCUAACAUUAGCACGACUUUGUUGAUUAAUGUAUGAUUUCUUUGCAACACAAACGGAAACAACGACAACUCAUUGAAGGCGUCUGUCCUGGAAAUGUACCCGAUUAUAGCUUCUGGCUUAUGGUUCCAGCCUCACUUUUAUUCUAAGGACAGGGCGUUGGGCACACAAUUGUAAAAUGGCCUACUUUUUUAACAGUUAUUAAGCUUAAGUUGACCUCGUUAAUUAUGACUUAACCCGUCCUUCCUGUCGACCAAUCAUUUUGUUCUACAAUUUUGUUAACUUCAUUAAGGACUGACUUCCUUAAGAACUUAAAAACGUAAUAUCAAGUUUUGUGGGGAAAAAAGGUCAGCCCAACCUCGCAUUCACUCAGUGAAAUGUUCAGAUGGUUAUUUGACCGACUCAGUGAAAGAUCCAAACGAAUGAAAGCAAAGAGAACCCGGCAUUAGGAUCCGCCAUUGCGGGUGGUGAAGAGAACAAGUUUCGUCAAAGUGUUAAGUACGUCAUUUGGUGAUCGCUCCCAUCCACAACACCAAGUAACUACCAUGAAAUAUUAAAACCUCUAAGAUGGCUUUACAGAUCAAACGGUGAAUUUGGAAAGAAAUGAAACUGAUGUAAAUGUGGUGCUGAAUUUUAAAGCAUGGUGAAUAAUGUAUGAGGAGCUGUCUUCUUUUUGUGAAGUAGGUGCAUUUUAACACAAAGACUGCGAAAUGACUCAUAGUUGAGCAUACAAUUCGUCAUAGUAAAAACUGAUUUCUUAUUCCUCUGGUCUUUUGUCUUUAGUUGAAGUUUUUGGCACCGUUAAUAUAUUUAUAGCUUUUUUUGUCAUAGUUCUUCUCGUUUUCAUGGUUCUAUAAUUUUGAUGCGAACUAUACACCAUUCCAAAACUCUAGUUUUGAAGAAAUGUGCAAAUAAGAACGACAGUCACUAUUCUGCCAGUUAUUUUACUCGCUAUAAUGGAGUACCAGGUAGUUUUGCUUUUUCUCAUGACACAUUGUCGCACUUUUAACGAAUAGGAAAAAUAGAUAUCACGACAAAGCGCAUUCUGUCAACAGCGGUGUUGAACAACUAUGGGGGAGAAAAGUUGAAUUCCGACCUGAAGCCAUAAUAAAUAAAUAAAUAAAUAGACAAUACAUAAGAUGUUUGUAAGGUACUGUACUAUGGUGUUUUUCUUUAUUAUUUUUCUCUUGUUGAUUUUUAGGAGGUUUUAAAUACAAAACCUCCUUACCAACUCGUGAUGGGCGAGUUGAGAACAAUACUUGCAAAAAAGACUGAAAAUCAGGGAUUUUAUUCUGGUAAACUCAUAAAGUCACUAUAUAUAACUUAAAUGAGGCUUUUGUGUAGAGUUGUUAAAAAUAGAUGCUAUGAAAUGUCGUGUUCCACGUGGCCGCUUCUGCUUACUCUGUAUUUUAAAUUAAGGCUUAGGCCAAACUUCGAACUUUUCUUAAGACAAAUCAAACUUCAUGAGUUAAGUUCAUGAAAAGUUCGACGUCCUGCCGAUGAGUUAAGUUCCACGUCUGAAUGAGUUUGGAUCGUCCAACACGUUCUAUACGUCUGCUUCAGAUACAGUUGAUUGGUUCGACGCGUCCUUAGUUCGACAAAUGACCCAACAGACGAUCUUAAUUUAAUUUAGGUCGACCCAGAUUAUAGUUUGGUUCGUCCCUUACGAAAGCUUAAUUCGACGCUUGGCCUAAGCCUAAGUCAUUAAAGUACUAUCGGGCGUUCGUCACUUCCAAUGAAACACUUCAGCGAUAUAUAGCACUUAGAGCGAUAAUAUGCUAGUUUAUGAACUCUUCAGUGUACCGGCGACAAGUGUUUACGACAUAAUUGAACGAUAAAAUAUAUGGAGAAUUAAUAACCUGCAUCGGGCAAUGAUGCGCCAAUAUUAAAAAAAAGGCUGUCACCAAUAUUUGGUUUAAAUUCAAAAAGAACGUUACCAUCAAAUUUCACCCAAACACAAAAUAACACCUGUAAACAUUAAAAGAAGAUAUUAGCAAUUUUCAUCAGAUAUAAAAGCAAACACGGAUGGAGAGAAUUUUUUAAAGAUUUUUGAAUUGAAUUAAAACUUGAAAACGUUUUAGCCUAACAGUUUUUCAAAGUUUAUUUUUAUUAUUUGUAACCGAUUGAUUUAAUGCUUGCAGAUGACAGGAAAUCUUUUGGACAAGAAAUGCCGAAAUUUUAAAUUUAAAACUGAAUUAGUAUAUUUUCUUCAAUUAACGACGCCAUUUUAGCUUUUCAAAAUGAAUCGUAACAGGCAAUAUUAACAAAAUAAACUCUGCAAAGAGAUCCAUCCUUUAACAUGAACUCUGGAUACGAUCACAACAUCUCAAGAUACAAUAUAUUUUACGCGUUUAUAAUUUACGCGUAUAUUAAUCAAUCAUUUGCGGCAUGGCCAGUUUUCAAGGACUCCCAGCAAAUUGCCAGACUCAUUAAACUAAUGAGAAAAAGAAACUGGAUGUGUUCUCACGCGUAUAAAAUGCAAGUAUUUAUGACGAAUGAAAAAGGGAAAAAUAAUAAAUAAAUCCGGCGGCAGAUCAAGCUGUAUGAAUAUUUGCCUAUCUAUAUAAAUGUAAGAGAAGCACACGAUUUUUUGGACUCUUGAAGAGAACAAAGACGUUGACGUUUGUGAUCACCACAGAAAGGCAGGCUACGAUGAUCGGUUGUCACCAUUUCCAGCUUGAGGUUUGAAAUCUGUCUGUCUAUUCUCGUCUUAAAUUCGCCUCUAUUUAAAUUUCUUCAUCAUUCCUCGGAGAAUAUUUCUAUAACCUAAAAUAAGAAUACUAAACACGUCACAACAAUUCCUUUUAAUUUUCAACUACGAUCUCAAGAGCCGAACUAUUUUUGCGUUUGUUGAUUUUAGUUCUCCUAUUCUAAAACUUAAUCUCCAACUUCUAAAACUUUUAAGAGUCGAUGAAAAUUUAACAUUAGUUAUUUCCUCUGGAAAUUAAGAAACCAAACUAAGUUUUAUCAAGACGCGUAACAUGUAAUAUUGGUUAGUUUCUAAGUGAAUAUUGAAAACACGACCACCGAUGUCGGUGUGAGAGUACCAUGUGGCAAGUUUGCGUCUAGAUUGUUCAUGUUUAUGUCCCACGCGGAAGUCAUCCGUUAUAAAUUGGCCACUUUAGAUAUCAUCUUGUAACAAAGAACAAACGAAUAGAACAAUCAUCCACAAAUAAAAUAAAUCAUAGAUGAAUACUCACUAAUAAAUUUUUUGCAAUGAUUUUUCAUAACUGUUCGUAUGGUUUUUACGACGAAAAAAAAAUGCAAAAGGGUGUGUAAAUUUAUGAAAUUGAAAGAGAAAGAAAUGCUUAAAAUAGACAUUGAAGUGGAAGUAAAUAAUUAAUAUAGAAAGAGUUCAGAUAAUCAUCUUAACCUGUAUGUAUGACAUUUAUUUCAUUUCGUGAGUUAACUCAAGUGAAAAUGAUUAAAAGUCUUACAUAUUACAUGCAAAAACUGACACGUACAUUUUCAUAAAUUCUUUAACUGCAUAAUUCAGCUUGUAUAAUGGCGAUCGUCACUAUUCUGUUUUGUAAGUCGCUAAAUAUUUAAGGUUUAAACGUUGGAUUAAACCCCAUUCAGUUCAGCAGGUCCCCGCCAGGAAAAACGCCAUGAUUAAUUUUAACAAGUAAAAAAUGUUACAUAUGAUUAAACUCUUAGGGAAAGUAUUGACUUGGAAAGGAACAGUCAGAGAACAAAUUAGUAUAUAUGACGUCACUUCGUUGUGAAAGGUUUAAAAUCUAUUUUUCACUUUUUAGCAUUUCUGUCAGAAAAGAGUUCUAAUCUCGAAAGUAGUACUCAUUUAAUAGGUGCUGUCUGUUUUCCAUUAAUUACAAUUACAUAACACAAAUUGCGAAGUCACUGUACGUUAUAGACAAGCGAUAUAUGAAAGGCAAUAUCACCCUUGUAAGAUUACAGAUUUCACUGACCAUGACAAUGCCGAAAAAGAUAAAUAAAUACAUACAAAAAGUGUGUUUAGUCACGUUAUGGCUUCUAGCGUCCGCAUGAUCUGCGCCCUGAAGCUGAUAAUAUUUUACAACGAAUGAAUAUUAAGUUUUUUGUAUAUAAAUCAAUCACAGUUAUUCUUUUUUUUGUGGCGAAUACUUUCAAAAAGUUACGACCUUGCAUUUUUAGUGUUACAUUCAAGAACCAAUUAGCUUUCCGAUUUAUUACAAAAUUUGAAAAUCCGUUGUACACUAGAUUACUAUAUAGCUACUUAAUAUGUGGCUUAAUUCUUAAUCUCGUAUCUCUUUUAAGGCCAAAGAGUUUUCUCUUUAGGGUUGAAAGUAUAUGAUUUCUUUCCAGUGGAUAUUAAGUUUCCUCGGUGAGUUUUUUGUUUUGUUAAAUUAAACCAAAUAUCAAUAUGAGCUAGCUCUCAAGUCAUGGAAAAUUAAAGCCAAAUGUUCAGCAUUAUGAAUUAAAAAUAAAUUAAAAACAUUCUCAGUUCUAAAUGAAAAGGUAAAACAAAAACCGACUUGUGAACCCUGGCCAAAUAUAUUAAUAUAUGUAUCGCCCGGCAUGUAUGUUCUAAGAGAUCUGCUAAACGAAUCUUCAAGUUAAUUCAAUCACGUACCUAUUUAAAUGACUCAAGACAUGUUUGAAGCGUGGCCUUAAUUGUUACGAAACACUCUGGUGGUGCGCUCACUCGAAAUAGUUAUUACAUUGCAUGAUGAAUUCCCGGGGGGGAUUACUUGGGAGAAUUUUUGCUGGGUAUGUGCCCGCUGGACUCUCAGAGCCCCUACUCCAUUAUAGUUUGUUCUGUGGCCAAGUUAUAGACCCCAUCUUAGUCACUUUUGGGCAAAUAGUACGUAAUUUUCGCGAUCCCAUCUUAGUCACUUUCUAGUUAUGUAUCUACCCUAUAUUGAAUGAAGAACACUUUGCUUUUCACCCACAUUACAAACAUUUUGGUACGUUUGCGAACAGUAAAUAUGAAGAGCUAUCUUACCCCCAAAUUAGAAAAUGUGCGACCCCAUUCUAGUAACUCUAUUGAAAAUGCGACUCCAUUAUAGUCAAUCCAGUCGUGAAAAUGCGACCCUAUCCAGCGGCACAUCCCCAUUAGCCUCUUGUAAGGAAGUACUCCCCCUCCGGGGAUGAAUUGGCCUCUAACCUGAUGCAUCUUUUAUUUGCGAGAUUUUCAUUGAAGAGAUAAGAGCCUGGAGUCACGAUUCUAACGUAGCAGCUGCUACUCUUGAUACACUUGCUAUAUCAUUGGAUUUGAUUUGUUCCGACAGCCUGGAUUCAUACUGUGCUUAUUAUCUAACCCCUCCCUCUAUUUGACUCCUUUUGUUUUAAUGGGGUUUGGCUUCUAUUGUCUUUGGUUACAGGCUAGAUUUGAAUGAUAGGCACGACGGAGUAAAAGGAAGACAGAGCGUCAGCGAAAGCCAUAUACUGACUUGAGCUAGCUAUAGUGAAGAUAACAGGAAGUGUCUACUAAAAGGUGCGUGUCUUGCAUUCCUUAUUUUUUCCCUACUUUUUGUACUGUUUCUCAUCGUUCCUUUUUUUCCUUUCUCUCGCUUUAUCUGGCCUUCGGCCUUCCAAAUGUAUGUUAAAUACUGUAUUGUCAAGUACUUUCUUGCUUGUUCCGUCAAGAAUAACCUUGCAAGUUUUAACGUUGUAAAGGAACUUUUUACUAAAGGGACCUUUUCACCGAACGAAAUAAUUCGAUAUACCGAGAUCAGGUCCUUCGCUGUGAAAAAAUCAGAAGAAAGGAAAUCGGUAUACAAACAUUUUGCUGGCACCUAAAAUGAGAAAUUACCGACAUUACCAAACGUUCUCAGAACUCACAUUACGUGCGAUUAACUUUCGUAGACGCGCAUUACAAAUAUCAGUACCGAUAACAUUUCUUUUACAAUUUAGCUCUCGAUGCUGUCAAUGAGAUUGAUGGCAAGAAGAAGGGUUUCUUGAGAAAACUUUCAUCCGUGACUAAGGAAGAAAUUGUUUUUUUUAUUCAAUUAAACUAAAACUUGCAACGUCAGUUACCGAUAUAACAUCGUGUUUCCUUUUUUAACUUUCUUUUCUUAAUGAAUUCAAAUUCAUUUAAGGUUAGCCUGUGAUAAUAAUUGCAGCGGCCUAAAAGUACAUUGAGAAGUGUUUGACAUUUUGGUGUCAUAUUCAGUCAAAAUGACAGUAUAUUUGCUUUCAAAAAUAGAAUUAAAACUUUCAAGAAUAUCCUUCAGAUUUAUAUUUUCAAACGAUAAUGAACUUUUCGACACAACCUAUCUCUUUCACCUGAGUUUUUGCUAAAUUUCUCAUGCUAAUCAGCGGGAAGUCUGUGAUUUAAUGAAUCUGAAUCCUGAUAAGAGUUGAAGUCGGUUAGAAAACGAUAUGGAAAUAUUUAGACUUAUUAGCAAUGUAUCGAAUAGUCGCAAAUUUGCAUUUUUUGUUCCUUUGUAAUUUUCGAACAUGUCAUCCUCGAUCUUUUAUCUUUUAUCUUUAAAACCUUGCCUGAUGACCAAAUUUCAGAUCUAUAAUGUCUGUCUGUCUGUAUUGAAGCCUUCGCGAAUUGAAUAUAAACAACAGCGAUAUGGUUAUAGUUAUGAAACAUUUUAGUCGUAUGGCGGACGAUAUCUAAGUAUUAUACAUUACACAUACAAUUGGAAAUGUGAACUAAAAAUUCAUUACUGUCUAACAGUUAUUUAAUGACUGCCCGAAGAAUUUUCAGUUCGGUGAAAUUUUCACCCAAGAGUGCCUUUGCCAAGUAUGAUUCCCUAUCGUGACUUUUACUUUUCAUUGUUACCACAAGUUUAAAGAGAUUGGUAAACGUUCUUUUUAGUUACAGUCAAUUUUCUAGUUUCUAAGUCUCACGGCAUAGCUUGAAGCCCGACCAAUGCUAUAUUCAGUGGACUAACAGUGAAAGCACCUUGUUGAUAUUAAGGACUGGCUCAGAAUAAUUGUAUUCUCUAUCUGUUUUCCUAAAAACAGGGACCAGAUUAAGUUUUAUAUUGAAUGUUGCCUCACCGUAAAGAGGGGCGACAAGCAAAUCUUUGUGACCUAAAUUCCGAGUUUAAUGAUAAACACUUAAUGAGUGGUAUCGAGGGAAACAUUGAGAUUCGAGCGAAACAAAAUUAACUGUUUCCCGAAGGAAAUUUGAAGCUGGAAAUUCAUUAUAAAACCUCGCUGUAACGGCGGUCGUCGAUCAACAUUCGCUGGUAACAGUACACUGUUACCCUCUGACGUCAUAGAUUUUGCAAUGUUGCCAGCUCGGAGAUCAAAACAGUGGGAAACAGUUUCAUUGUUAGAUGUCAUGUGACCUCGAAGUAACGUAACCAAUGAGAGUGUGUGCUGUUAGGAAAGAAUUUCCAGUUAUGUAAAAAUUCCAUUUUCAGUCACAAGUUGACCUGAAAAAAUUUUGAAAUUCUCCUCAAACCUUUUGUAAAUGCUUUUCAUGCUACCUAUCAAUUUAUCGAAAUAAUUAGGCGUUACUGAUAUGAGAACAUACCUUACGGUAUUAAAGUAGUAGUAGGCUCCUGAUUAUGAAUCAACAUUUUCGUUAAAAAAACAUUGACAAAAACAACCAUUCCUCUGCCACGACAUGAGGUCACUUCGCUACUCGUAUGUUGCUGCAUGCAUGGAAGAAAUGCCGGGUAAGAACGUUUCAGUCUUCACCACGGUCAAACGAGAGAAAUUCAGUUGCAAAAGCCAAACAAACUAUUUCAAGGCUAAUCGGGUUUUUACGUUCACUGCUGAACGUUUUAUACAUGAUUACCAAGCUAUUAAUACUUUUAACUUUUUGAAAGUUUGCUUUAAAUGUUCCGUGUUUGAAAACCGAAAGAGGGUGUUGCUCUCGAAAUUUGUCAACAGAAUUUUGCGUGGGUGCGAAGCGUUUCUUCAGCUAAAGAAGCUCGACAUUUUGAGACAUGCGAAGGUAAUUAAAUUUUAUUAACCGAUUAUUUCAUACAUUCCUGCCCAUGGUUCCAAUGAAAUCCAACCAAACAGAACAGGAAACGCCUCAGACGUUUGUCAAGACAACAGUGGAAUCUUAGUCAUGAUGAUCAGGCAUUCUUAUCACAAUUCUACUGGUCAUUACCCUGAUCUUAGGAGAGGUAUUUUUGAAAAAGGUUACUUGUCUCUUUACCGGAUAUGCUACCCUCGGAGACUCAUUAUGAGGGGAGUGGUAUUGGCGAGAAAAAAGCAGCAGACGCCGGGAAAAAUCAACGAAGCCUUUUAAACUUACUAAAUUUUCAUUUUGUAAGAUUUCUUUACAGAUAUGACAUAGUGAUACAGUGGUGAUAAGAGUUGCUAAUCCAUGUUCUAAGUAAAGAGCUAAACAUCUCGCUUACAUUUGACUUCAUCCAAGACAAUCCUAUAAAUUGUUUUUAUACGCAUAAGACUAUAAGCAUGCAUCCGUUCCCACAGCAUUUGAUCCGAUCAACUGUGAGCACCACAAGCAGGAUCAAGCAGGAAGAAAGACGAAUCUAUUCGGCAACAGCAAUGACAAAUAUCGUACACUACAAAAGCUAGCAAGCCUUAUUGCAGUUUUAUUGUUUGUCGUGCGUACUGGUCAAGUAUAGUUUUAAACAAUUUUAUAUGUUCAAUUAAAUGUUUAAUUAAUCGCGUGCGUCGUACAGAAAAAAAAAAUCGGACAACGAUGGGAUUCCUCUCCUUCCGCUCUUAUCUAUCGAUCGUAACAGUAUUCACGCAGGAUAAUUUUCUCGUGGAAUUUAUUGCCCCUUUUACCCUUCAAUCCAUGGGAUAGAAAAUUUUUAUGUAACUGUGGUAAAUACGGACAGUUUUACUACACGGGCUGGCACUUAUUUUGCGAUUAUAAAGAACGCGUGCAAUUACUCUUUAAAAAGGUAUUGAUAAUUUCUCUUGUAAUCGUUUUGUGUCUUAAAGGCGUGAAACCACCCUGUGAGAUGAUUCUCCCAUCGUUUGAAUUAAUCUCUUGUAGCUCAUCGAAGGAAGUGAUAGCUAGAGGAAGUCUCGUUUUAAGCCGGACAAGCUAGGUACUAGGUGUCUACGUCGCUUUAUUAAGCCUUUAAAAAUUAUAGAAAAUAAGGGAGAGAGACAAGUACUGCACAAAGCCAUCACUGAGGGCUAUCUUCCUUAUGGGCUGGCCACUUCGAAAGAUUUUUGUACUUAAUAGACUUGUAUCAUGAAUAAAUGUCAUGUUGAUGAAUUUAGAGGACAUGUCACAUGAAAUCUCCGAGUAAUUCAAGAAAGGGAAAGAGAGUUGGAGAUGUCCAAUUUGUGUCGCUACGGUGUAGGAAGAAAAGAACAUUUACGACAUAAUCGUGAACAAAUCCACUAUUUUACGGUUAGAGAGAUUGAAGAUCCCCUGGGCGCUGAACAUUGUCGCAAAAUAACAAAAAGCAGUGCACACAGGAAACGCCUCUCUGUAACUUGCUUUUUAAGCCGUUGGAAAUUUCAUCAGGUGAAAGUGAAUGCAAUGACUAGGCUGAAAGCUAAGUUGAUAGGUAAUAAUAUGGCUAAAAACUUCCGGUUCUUUGUUGAAAAGACAGUACAUAAAAUGGUCUUAAACCGAGAAAAUCCAAUUUUGUUUCCCAAAGUAUCACCUUGACAGACCUGUGAUAAGGUCCUUACAAAUCCGCUUUUUAUAGAAUACAUUUAUCACUUGUCUGCCACACUUGUGUUGGCCGAGUGACACAGUUAAGACUUCACUGAGAAUUUCAUACAUUUAUAAGCUGCAAGAAACUAACAACUUCGAAGUAAGAAGUCCUGGAUCCAGGUACCGUAUUUUUUUUUCACUGAACACAUUCUCCCUUUAUUGCCCCUCUUUACGUAUUUCCUCAAGUUGGCUUGGCGGACGUGGUGUUUGUUAGACGAGUAUUCAGAGCUGAUGAGUAUUCAAGGGUCAUUGGCUAAUUAAACAUAAUUUUUUAUUUUUACUAAAAUAGCUUUUGGCUACCAAAAACAUGAACAGUUAGUCCCAACGUUUUCUUGGGGCCCGGUGUUUAAUCAAGUUGGCCUGGCGAACGUCGUGUUAGUUAGACGAGUAUUCAAGGGUUCUUGGCCAAAUAAACAUGAUUUUUUAUUUUUACUAAAAUAGCUUUUGGCCACCAAACAGAUGAACAUUUAGACCCAACGUUUUCUUGGGGCUAGGUGUUUAAUCAACAUAUUCAGUUCUUCCAGAAUUGGCAUAUUUUGAGAAUGAUCAGAGAGAGCUAUGCUCAACCUUGACAAUCUAGCGAAAACCUUCAACGUAAUGCAGCUCAACAUACAUAGAUGCCGAUAGUACUUUACGUGAUCUUUGUUGGGAUGUACCAAACAAUGAGAAACGGGCUUUGGGAAAGUUUGUGUCAGGUGCAGAAUAUCUAGCAUAAUUUCUCAAUUCAUGAGAAAGGCAAUGUUCUUAUUUAUUUGCUUUUACGUGUUGAAAAACCAGGACAAAACUUCAGUAACGUGAAUUACAAAAAAGUAGACAACUUACUGAGAGCUUUACAAUCCUAUACAAAGAUAACUGAUUAGCUUUUCCUUAUCAAUGAAAUACACGAGUGAGAUCUUCGAGAAUAAAGGUCAAAAGUCUAGUUUCUGGCCGUCUGCUCUGACUAUUGAAAUACAUUGUCAAGGCAAAAAGAAGUUUGCAUCCAUUCACAACGUACCAAGGCACUACUUCUAUGGAUCUGAAGGUGACAGGCUAUUCCGUAGCCCUACACGUGUAUCCAGAAUGCGUGCACGUUUUGCUGGAAGAUUCCAGAAUUCUGAUAACCGAACUGUACUGUUACUGUGUAUUUUGCGUUUAGUUCCAAUGGUGCUUAAAAGACACGUACAACAUUUAAAAUAACGAUGCAAGGUUUUUUUAACACAAAAACAGAAAAUCUUUGUCAGUUCUCAGUUAUCAGUCAGCUCAGAGAAAUGUACAGCGACAGGUUAAAGCGGUGAAAAAGGCUUAGACUGUGAAGGUCACACAGGUUUUUGCCUCGGUAUCGUGGUAUUCUGUGAGUCCUGAAGGGCACCAUCGAGGCUUUCUGGUUGCUAUACAGAAACAACACGAUAGUUCAGCAAGGUUAAACACAUUCUGGUUCUCUGGAUUUCUACAUAUCGCUCUUGUGAUAGAGUUUCUGUAAAACAGCUGGCCCAAAGCCACGUCAAAUUUAAGGCAGACGGUGAAUUCAAGUCGCACAGUUGGAGUGGAAAACUGCCACCCAUACCAUGACAAUUUCAUUAAUUAAUAACAGGGCGAAUACUUCGUGUGAUAGUCACUCGUUUCGUGACUGAUUCUGUAGCGUGCUAACUGAGUGAACCUAAAGGGCCAAUUAGCACCACGGCAAGUCCGCGGUGGUCGUGUACACGGAAUUCAAUUAACUCAGUUUUGGAGGGCCGUUCAAGGAUAUAUCCUGGAUCAUUUUCAGGUAAAAGUGCAUGUUCCUUGCCGCUUUGAUGACAGUUAUGAAAACUUUAGACUAGCGUUUCAUUUCGCUGCUAAUCACAAGCUGCGAAGGUCAAAAGAGAUUUUAGGUGUUGUCAAUUUGAGGUGUACAAAAACAUUGAGUGAACACCACCGGCCUUCGCCUUUUCUAAAUGAUGGGUUCUUUUGUCGUUGCCGAAAGGUCUUAGUCGUCCACCGGCAUUUUUGUGAAGCAAUCAAAGCAAACUCAUCGUAUCUCCAGAGAAUUCAGAACAAUUUCACAAACAAUGGUAUGACAUCUUCAUGCCUUGAAGGAAAUCUACCGUUUGAUUUCUAAACAGAAAAGUGAACGUUAAUGAUCAAUGAUAAAUAUUCCUUGUUUACAUAGAGGUAUUUUUAAUAGUGACCUGCUGAACUCAUUGUUUUCACUAAAGAAGUUUAAAUUGAUCGACCACUAAAAUCGUUCAUCUCAGAAACAUUCUGUCAAUAAUACAGUCAACUCCUUUUAUAGGGGACACUGUGGGCACCUCAAGUUAGUGUCCUCAUUAGCGAGUGUCCGUAAUAGUGGGAGUUUAUUUCGGUCGAACGUCUGUAAUUUAUUUUUGCUUGGGAUUUAGCUGCUAUCCGUGUUAUCGGAGUGUCCAUUAUAGCGAGGUGUCCACAAGGCGAGAGUUGACAGUAUUACAAAAAUCGAUAAUAAACGAAAGUAAAGUUGGUAUUUUGUUCCGUACUCGAUAACAGUGGCACAGUACUAGAAGAAACUUUCACAUAUUUAUCGCAGCGAGCCAUAGUUGCGCUACACGCGAGUUUUUAUCCAAUACGUUGUACAUACAUUAUGGGAUAACAGUUAUUUUAAAAGUAUGAAGAGUAAUAAGAGAAUUUGAAUUUUCGCCUUAUAUUCACUUUCAUCCUUCGUGCAAUUAUAAUACACUAGUCUAUGUUUUGGGUUUCUCUGAGAGAAAUCUAAAAUGGCGUGGUUCUAGCUUUUCAAAAAAUCGCCGAAAAAAACGCUCUUUAAUCGCUUAAUCGCGUCUUCCUUACAUGUAGACGAAUUUAAUCAACAGAAAUUUCGUAUAUUAUAAAAUGGCCUUUUAAAUUACAACAUAUUCUUUGACAGCUUCAUUUUCUAAUCUAUCUUUAUGCAACCUUAAUCCUAUACUAAGGAAUGUUAAGAAAUCUAUAUGGCUAUGGCCAGGCCAUGGUAAAUUUUUUUGGACGAGCUGAGAGCAUGCAAGGCCGCCUCUUUGCCUGUUCCGUUUUGAGAGUCUGCCAAAAAGGGUAGAUAGUAAUCAAACCGUGUAAAGCGGUGCGUAGGCUCUCAAAUUGGGCUGUCAUGAUACUACUCAUUAUCGAUGAAUAUACGUAAUUUAUACAAAAUGGUUUCUUAAAUAUGGCAUUGUAGAUAGAAAAAUUGCAAACUCUGUUGAUUGGGUCUAUUUAACACUGUUGAAAGUCAUGCUAUAUAUAUGUGCCAACGAGGCAAUGUUUUUUCAUGAGCAAAUCAUGCUAGUAGCCUGAACAUUUUUGCAUCUUAUCGUUUGAUCACCGAAAUGUGGCUAGCUUUAACCAAUUUCCUGUACAAAUCAAAUCUGGCAGUAACUGGGCAUUUUGAGCAUUUCGUGCUCCGAGUUUCAUGUACCUGCCCACGCUGUGUGCAGACGUCUUCCGAUUACCGCCGAGCUUCUCUACUAAAUAUACAUUUCAUAUAUUUUAAGACUUUUAAAGUGCAUGUGUCUAUUUUUAAGUAUAACCUAAAGUGAGAAUUGACAGUAAGCUGUUGUUUUGCUCGUGUGAACAGCACGCCUCAGUGACCGACUACUCCCACGAAAGUAUUCAGAUCCCUUAAAAGUAAACCGAAGAACAUUUUUAGUCAGUCGAACGUGAUUUGGUUUCCUUCUAGAAACAUUUUCACCAGUUUAAGACUGAAUCACGAGAAUACAGCAGAAUUGACAUUUUAGUGUACAAUGAAUUAAAAGCCCUCGGCUUUGUUCUUCACCACGCCCCACUUUCUUACAGUCUUGAUAACUAGGAGACCACAAAGAAAAGUGUCGAGUGACCUUGGUUUUUUUGGUAAGAAAAAGUAGGAAUGUGAAAAACAAAAAUAAAAAAAAAACUCAGUGGUUCAUUGUUUAGUACAAAUUGAUCUCAUAUGAGCAAGAAGUGAUUUUUGCCCCGUGGCAGAAAUGAAAGGAAGUUUGUCAGUAAUGUUGCGUAGCAUAUUUCUGGAGUUUGUUUAAAUGAAAAGCAAUUUUUCGCGUGCUAUCGUUGAAAAGCUAGGGGGGCUCGCUUUACUUUAAUUACACUCAACGUUAUCACCAAAAAGAUAACACAUGUCAAAGUUUAUUGUUAGGCUGUUUACUUAAAGUCACCAAUAAACUUAGCAAGCUCUUUCGUUUCAAGCGUAGACAAAAUGAACACAGAUAAUGGUCAAAACUGUAGGAAUGUCUUUUAAGUACACAUAUGCAACCACGAUAACCCUUCAGAAAGUUGCUUUUGAUGUAGAGUUAUCUUAAUGCUAUAUCUCAAAUGUAAGAUCAGGAGUCGCGCCAUUGGUUUUAGCAUCUAAAUCCUUCGAUAAGGUCUUGCUUGAAAAGAACCGCAUGCUGCAGGCACAAAACGUCACUCAACUCCUUACUGUCACAGCUAUUGUGCAUUAUCCUGAGUGCUACCCUAAUGAGCUAAAAAACAAACAAUCACGUUUGUCUAAGUCAAAACAAAUGCAAUUAACCCAAUGAACUCUCUCUUUGACCAAGACACAAUAUCCUGUUGCCAGUACCGGAGCCAAUAAAUGGAAAAAGAGUGCAAGUUAGACUAUUCACGAAGGGCUACAUUGUCAGCCCGAGUUUUAUGAAGCUUACAAGACUAUUUUUCCUGGGCAUGUUUUACGUUUCGCCCAGAACAAAACUGCAUGCUAACAAAUCGAAAAACAAGGCUAUGCUAGUGACUGGUUCAGUGCGACCUGAUUAACGAAAUUUAGUUAAUCUAUUAAUUAUCGACCAUGGCAUUCGUGGAUUCCGAGUUUUAACCAUAAUAUAGAGACACAUCAGACAGGUUCUUUUAUAAACAAAACAUGUUUCCGUUAAUACCCGGAAAUGAUAUUUUCUGGGUCAUGUCGUUCUUCCUAAAACAGGAGGUUUUGGAGGCAGAUUUAUUUUCGAUAGCUUUUUAGAUGGAAACUAAAACAAAUCAAGGCACGUAAGCUAUCAGUCCCAUCGUGUUCUUAGGAUUCGCCCCCAUACAUCACGCACUGAGGGACGUUGCAUUAUAUAAAGUGAUUAAGACUUGGCCAAUGUUCUUUUAAAAUUUGGUCCUUAAAAAACCCUUAAGAGGCACGUACAGCUAUGUAAAUGGAACUGCGUAUGUUAGCAUGAAAAAGAAAAAAAUAUAAACAAAUGACUGCAAUCGCAGCAGUUCUUCUUCGUGCGCUCCAAGUCAUACACUUCCCUGCUGUUGGGAGGUUACUUAAAUUUCACUUCAGGAACUGUACGAAAGCUUUUAAGCUGAGCACUUGAAGCUAAUCCCGUGACGCGUUAAUAUGACGUAGAAUACUCCAUUUCAGCAGGUUCGAUAUCUUGAACGUGUUUGUCCCCGCAUAGAAAAGCUGGUCGAAAUUUUUCUAAGUGCGCUUGGCUUUUUUCAACGACAUAGUAGCACUAUUUAUCUUCGAAGGUCACAGACUUAAUACUGAUGGUAUGACCGCCGCUCAAUGAUUACUAUGCAAUGUAUGGGGAGUAUUUAGGAUUAGCGAGCUUCGUCAAGUGGUAAACCAUAAAAACGUAAGUCGAUUACUCCGGAUAUCAAGGAUACCGCAUUCCAGCAACAUUGGUUGAGAAUACAGUAAGGAGUACAUGAGAAAGAAAAGGAACUGUAACAGCCAGGAAUAAAAGGUACAUGAAGUUGAAAUUAUGAAAAGAGUAGAAAAACGAAGAGCCUUAAUAUGUUAUCGUACUGUAGCAGCCAACGAAGAAAAUCGCUUCUUUUGUUUAGGGUACUUGUAAAUAAACGUCGUUGAAGAGGCCAUAGAUGUAACGUUAAACGAACGAUUAAUUCAAGAGGAUUCUUAACACGACUAGUUUUUGGUUAGCAUCCCGCAAACUACAAAAAACUGGCACUGCUCAAUUAACUGACCAGCUAAUCAUUUCUCCUCUUAGUGAAAAUAUUACGGAAAAAACUUGUUUCUAGUCGCGAAAAAGCUUUGUUCUCUGCACAGAUUAUCGCUAUUGUCAGUGUAUUCUACUGGGCAGUCAGAUGCAAAUUUUGGUUUCUUGGUCAAUAUAACGUUGAAUAAAACCACUUGAAAGGCAGGUUAUAAUUUUGGUCAAGCACACUCGACUUAUUGUUUCGAUUCUAUGGAACUAUGUACAGUACGAAGGAGUAAAAUUGAGUUAUCGCGUGAACAUAUCAAGAACGUUGAUGAAACUAGGCUUUUCAGUUUCCCCACUGUGACUGGCAUUUAGCAAUAAAAAAAGCGUUACAAAGAAGUCAACAAUUUGCCCUCCUGUUAUAUGACGUCACUUUGCCUAGCUCUUUUCAAGGUAAGGACACCAGUGAAGGCGACAGAGCAAGACAGCGCUUUACAAUUAGGAUUCAAUGCACUGUUAAAAGAACUCUGCAUGUUCGUCUUUGAAUUGCGCAAACGACGCUUCUUUUGAUGUCCAACUUCUUAACCAAGGUACAUAAAGAGCUCAUUUUGCAACUUGGCUUUUGGCCUUUGUUGCCCGUUGUACCUUUUUAGGGGGAUAGUGUGGUUUUUGAAAAUAACAUCCGUUGUCCACAAGGAAUGUUUUGGUAUGUAGUCUCCAGUCAAUCAAAUGUCAUCGAACUGUUUGGCUGGGUUCGUGAUUGAAUGGCAAAAAAAGUCGUAUGUGAAUUGUUGACGGAAGACAGAAGAAUAGAUCGUGCAUCUCGGUACACGCAAAGUUUGUCCGAACUAUUGUAACUACAGUUAUUAGUUGGGCAGUUAUUUGCAUAUGACGUUUCUGCUCUGGGUGGCAUAACUGUCUUGGUUAAGUAUAGGGAGACAAUAAGCUGGCCUUGGACUUCUGGAGUGCCAUAAGUAUUUUGUAAGUCUCUAUAGCUACUUGUUCUUCCUAGGUCACGUUCCAAUGAUCACGACAGGACGUCGAAGAACACUCUUGUUCGGAUCACUUGUUAAUUUUUCCUUCUUUUUCUUACUCGUGCAGAACUCACUGAUUUUAAGAUGGAUCCCUCAACGAUUUCAAACUACAGUAAUGUAACAGCAACACCUUCAGCAACUGAGCCGGGGGAGCUGGUGCACGAUCCACUUUGGGCUGCAAUACUACGCUGGGUUAUUGGAGGCAUUAUUAUUAUCGUAGGUAAGAGCAUAUUCAUAAUUUUCUUUCUUUUCGCCUCGCUGUACGAAUGUCGUCAAUAACUUCGAAGCCUUAAAUCAAGCAAACCUCCUUUUUUGCUCAAUAAACUGCUCUCUGUCUCCUAAUCUUUUUUCAAGAACUACACUCCGUCAUUUUACCAAUGUUACUUUUUCGUUGACGCAGACUAAGCAUUACAAAAAAAUGUAAAUUUUUGUUUAACUUAGAGUAAUUAAAAGCAAACAUUGAAUGUUUGAGUUUCUAAACUUGCAACAUUGAGGUUCGAAUUCGAAUUCUGAGGGUUUUUCAUGGAUUAGAGGGAUACUCAUGACAAAUUAUUUCCUGUUUCUGAAUGGAAAUGCCCGAGUCUGAAAAGAUCGAUACGAUCAGCCCGGCUUUUUCUGGCUGUGUGAUUUUAUUUAGUGUUAAGUGUUUAGCUGUUGAGUUGAUCAGAUUAAGUAAUCGCUUCCCUAUAAGCAAAUUAAGCCUUUUGACCAAACCAGGCGAGGCUGAAGAAAGAGGACUACGAACAAGACCCCAUGUUUUGCCAAAUGAGAAAAUAAUGGGAACUUAAUGUUUUGACAGCUAAUAUGGUCCAAAAUUGUGUCUGUAUGAGGUUUGAUUAAAAAACUAUAAACUGCGUUUUCCGCCGGUUUUGUAGUCAAAGUUCUUGUUGUAAACUUUUAUCAAAUAUUAUACUGAAAACGUAGAGCUCUUAGUUCUGAAGGCCAUAUUGCGUUAGUGGUUUUUCUUUCCUGUCGAUCAGCACGAUUCUUCCGUAGACAUGAGUUGAAUACUAUUUCCCUGCUCAGCAUGAUGUUAUGAAACAAAGCGAUUGUCGGUCAACAGAAUUGAAUAAUUUGACAGCGUAAUAAACAAUGUUCCCUUCUAAUUGUUCAACACCCACGAAUUAGAUAAAUACACAUGAAACUUGUAAUCACGGAAAUAAAAUUCCUAGAGUUUUAGCAAUCGCUCAUUCAAUACUCUUGCUAUAGCGUUCAGGUGAGGUUUGUUCAACAGGGACAAAAUUUCUGUGCAAAAUUUAUUUUCGCCAAAUUGGCAUUCCAAGCAUACCUCUUCAAUGUCAAUUUUGUAAAAUGUGAUAAUUGGGUGCUAAGUGCGUUGAAAUAAUUAAGUGCGGCAUAGUCAGUUGAGCACACACACGAGGGCUGGACCCCGUAAUUCAUUGUGAACACAAAGAAAUGGCUAAAAAAUAAUCUAGGGUCAUAAAGACAUUAGACACAUUAGACCUAACUGUUGCAGCUUGAUUAACCUUGAAUACAACUGAUAAGGUUUUACAAUACUCUUUUAUCAAAGCUAUAUCGAGAUUGAACACUCACAUCUCAAGUUAACUGUUCAGUGCCAAGAAAAGCAUUCUCCUCAGGAACAAUUCCUGUGUAGUGCGUUAUCAAAACUGAGUACCACCUCACUGCCUUUAUUUUUAGUGAUUUGCAUGACUUCGUAACAGUUCGCAAACUCUACAUUUUGCCUGAAUCAUGUGGCGAGAGCUGAUUUACAUUUACGCAAACACUUAGAUCAAAUUAUAUUUAGUACCACCUUGUGCACCAGUAUAGAUUUUACCGAUCUGUGAAAUCGAUUAGUGAAAGGGACAGAAAUGUUUCAUAUCUUACGAAAACAGAUUUGUCUUUGUUUAAGUGUUUGAAGAACGGCACGUCUUUUCUGCUCAAUUCGUUUCUAAUAAGGUACUUAAAAUAUUUUGUUAUCAAAAACCCAUCUCGAAAAUGGGUGGAAAUGAAUCACCCGCAAGGCAGGUAUGAUCAGGAAGGCAUGAUCUUUCAAAAGAACGUUAACUCGACUGGAGAAUACUUAAAAUUGUUAGUAGCAACAAAGAAAGACAUUAAAUUUCUCAUAGAAUAAACAAAUCCAUUGUAAGUCAAACACAAUGACAAUAAUCUUUGCAAUUAAAAACGUUUGUAAACCUUGGGAUGUAAAUCUACCGGUCCAUUUCAGCAGGUCACUUCCUUCUCUCGGUGCACUUCCGUAACUUAAUAGGAGUGAUUAGUUUUCUUUCUUCCUUAAUAACACUACGACAACAAAAUGGUUUUUUGAUACGACUAGUCGGCCACAAUCACCCCAAGGAUUAAACACGUUUAAAAGAAGUUUAGUUAAACAGGUUUUGUUGGUUCUUCUUGAAAACGUUGCUGGUUUUUGCCGACUACAAACAUAGGGCAAAGGGGAACACUUGUUACGCCCUUUCGCUCUCUUAGAGAGCGUGGAUGAUGGAGUAGUGUUGCAAAUCAAUUCUCACUCUUUUUGAGUCACUCUGUGAACAAAAUUCUUUUGUGAUGCGAGAAAUUCAAAUGGAACCUUUUUGGCAGUACUUUCACAUGACGCUAUUUGUUUUCAAGCAUUUUCAAAAAUGAAGUUUGCAUUUUUCUUUUUCUUUUUUUGGAAUUUUGCCGGACUUAAAGCAUUUCCGGGAGUGAAAGCGUUAAAAGGUCUCCUGAAUCUUCAAGUCAUUCAGUUUUUUGUGUUUAACUUUUUUUAAUUAAAUACGUUUUGCUGGCGUGAACGGGGCGUAAGGCCACCAACUCAGGCUUAAUAAGGGAAAGACCCUUAACUCAGAGAAUUUGAGGGUAGCUUCACAUAUGAGUUUAGUUUAAAAAAUUUCUCGCUGCAACCUCAAGAGAACCUCACUGCAGGGUACUGACUGACCACAAGGGUGCCGAACAUAAAAAACUAAGUCUGUUUUCUCUGCGUGAGCGUUUUCCAUAGACUCAUCAGCACCAUGCAUCUGCUUUAAUCAAAUUAACCAUAUAGCCUUACUUUGAUCUCUCUUUUUCUUUAUGCUUUUUUUUUGUUAUAAUUUUCAACAGGAUCAGUUGGCAACGUUAUGGUUUGUGCUGUUGUGUUUAAAAACCAAAGAAUGCAAACAGCUAUGAACUUAUUUUUGGUGAAUUUAGCAGUAUGGGACAUCCUCGUUUGCUUGUUCAACAUUCCUUUCACAUUGAUUUACAAUCAUCUCAAAUCUUGGCCUUUUGGAUUGUUCUGGUGCAAGACGAUGCCGAGUAAGUAAACAUCCAUUAGUGUUCAUAAUAUUUAUUUGUUUAAUCUAAAAACAUCCUUUUGCUCCUGUGAUGACAAUUUGACUAAUGUAUUGAACUGCUACGUGUAUAUGUAGAUGGCUAUCGGCUCAUGGAUGUACCACGAAGCAGCCGGAUAGCAGAAGAUAUCUUUAGCUAUUUUUAUCUAAGGCGUGCAAUUUACUAAAAUUAGAUGAAAGGGGCACUAGACUUUCACUUUGCAAUACGUACGACAUACGUAAUUAAACAAAAACGGAACGCCUUGUUGUGAAGUUCAGAGUUUAGGGGAUCAGUCCGUCAGGCAAACCGAGCGUCGUCACCAUUUACACACUGAGCCAUAUAGUUGAGAAUCUAGUGUCGGUAAAAUGUAUUGAACAUGAAAUUAGACCUUAUGGAAGAGGGCACUGCAGCUACAAAGUGUAGCCAAAUAUGCCGAACACAGGGAGGAAAAAUACGUCGCCACAAAUGGGAGUCAAUAUUCUCUGUGGAACGUUUUCAAAUUUACGUCACGGCGGCCAUAUUGGUGUUCCAAAACAAUGAAACGGCGGCCAUAGUUGGUGUGCCAAAAAUCAAUCCUGCGAGAGUUAAACGCUUUUUCUAUGUAAAAGCUUUCUUUCGUGGCUUCCAAUAAAUUUGCAUAGAUGUUAACCACGUGAUUGAGAACGCUCUAUAGCUUUCCAAACGGAUUGACGCGAACAAUUUUGACUUUCCAAUCGUCUUUUCCACUUCCCCAUAAGCAAAGUCAUAUACCCCUGCGUCUCUGACUCUUGUGAGAAGAUUAUAAUUUCAGCACUUUUUGUCUGACACUAAGCCGAAUUUUCUCUUUAGCUUUGCAGGUGAUGAAUCUCAGCGCAUCCACCGGUUCCUUAGUAGCCAUCACUAUUGAGCGUUACCGGGCCAUCUGCCUUCCUUUCACACCGCCGCUAUCAAAAUUCCAAGCCAAGCUUACCAUAGCAAUUGUUUCUAUGGCCUCGUUUUUGGUGGCCCUUCCAGAGGUGGGGGCCUACAAGCUUGGACAACCCUUCGGUUGCAUAGAGCAAUUCCCGUCUGUACAACUGAGAAAAGCGUAUUCGUUGCUCCUCUUCCUGGCGUGUUAUUUGCUUCCGUUGUUGUUCAUCGCCCCAGCUUACACGAGAAUGAUCUUAAGACUAUGGCAUGACCGUGACGACUUUCCAAGUGGUGGCGUGACAGAAGAUCCCAAGAGCCAUAAGAGAAAACGGAACGUACUGAAAAUGAUGGUUAGCGUUGUUGUGUGCUACGCCAUCUGCAUGCUGCCCACUUACGCGCUAUUCCUAUGGCUUGACUUCGGUUUAACAGGUUACUAAUAGAAUUGCUGUCUUUAACAUUUGAGUGAUCGGUAUCAAGGAGCGAGUUUGUGUGGAGACCGAGCUACAGAGCUAGGGAGGGAGUGGAUGAGUGAGUGAGGUGGGAAAGCCUGGCGGAUGAAGGAACUGAGGAUGAUCUUGUUGAGUGAGAAGGGAAUAAGGGGACUUGGGAGUGAAGGAGGGAGUGAGAGGACGGAGAGAUCAGAGGGGUGAUCAGGGGGACUGAGAUAGGAAAACGAGGAUGAGUUAUUGGUAAGAGGAGGAGGGAACGAAGAAGUUGGCAAAAAAGGAAAGGAGGGGAAGAGAAGGAGUAGUAAGGCGAAGAAUGAGGGAGAAGAAGGCGAAGGAAGAAGGCAGAGAGAGAGGGAGAGAAAGAAGAAAGGAAGGAAGACAGGAAGGACGGGAGGGAGGAAAGGAGGAAGGGAGGGAAGGAGAAAAGGGAAGGAGAAAAGGGAAGGAGGAAGAAAGUGAAUGAGUAAGUUACUGAGAAAGGAAGACGGUGAGUAACAAUUAAGGGCGGAGGAAUGAGGAGGUAGGGAGAGAAGGGGUGAGUAAGUCAUCCGUGAGCGACAAGGGAAAAAAAUUAAGGGAGGGAGGAAGGAAGGAAGGAAGAAAGAAAGGAAGGCAGGAGGAGGGAGGGAGGGGUGAGGGAGGGAGGGAGGAAGGAAGGAAGGAAGGAAGGAAGGAAGGAAGGAAGAAAGAAAGGAAUGAGGGGGAAGGAAGAAGUGAGGGAGGGAGGGAAGGAAGGGAGGAACGUUGGUAGGUAGAAUGGAAGGCUUGUGUAAUUGAAGUUAAAAUCCAUGAAGGACUGGUGAGCCCAAACGUCAAGAAUUUAAAAUUCAAUUUAAAUACAAUAAUUAUUUCAGCUAAAUUAUUCACGGUCGCUGUUUCAAUCUUAAAACCAGUCUUUGCUCAAUUGCAAACCACAGCACUAUUUUACGUUAUCAAGAAGACGUUUUGCAAAUUUGAGCAUUUGUUUUUUCAAUUUGGCACGAAACUAUUCUUACCUUAAAACGUUACCACUCACGUUUCCCAUAAUAUAAGAAAACUACCACUUACAGUUUCAGUGUAUCGGCGGCAGAGUAACGACAGAGAAAUAAUUUCACCGUUUACAGUCAUUUGUAAGAUUUGCAUUGGAUAUUCUUUUAACUGACGUAAAACAUAAUUCUCAUCCUUGUUUGUUUGUCUUUGGUUUUUGCAGGGAAUACACCUUCAUACUUCUUUACUUUACUCAGCUUUACGCAGAUUAUGAACUUCUUCAACAGUUGUGUGAAUCCGAUAAUUUACUGGUGCCUCAGUGAACAGUUCUCGAAAGAAUUCAGAAAACUGCUGGGGUGCAAUAAAUUCAACAAUUUCACUAGACAUCACUCUUCCACUACCUCCUCCGAACCAAACGUUCCCUCUAAUGUCAAUCACAACACCGUACCAACAAAAGUAUGA
This is a messenger RNA of Porites lobata, 33064 nucleotides long. The record is from the annotation of a GenBank genome assembly. Lineage: Eukaryota; Metazoa; Cnidaria; Anthozoa; Scleractinia; Poritidae.